AUGUGUCCCAGGCGGCGUUCGGAAGCCCAGUCUCAUACUGUCUGGGCGCAGCUGCUGUCCGUCCCCUCCGCGCCCCGGGUCUGUGGCCAGGCGGUUGUGAAGGUGGCAGAUGGCGUCAGCUGGGUCCCUGCUGGGACAGACACGUCCUUCGGAACGCCGCCUGGCUAUGGCUGCGCCGCGGACCAGGCGGAGGAGCAGCGCCGACACCAGGACGGACUGCCCUACAUCGAUGACUCGCCCUCCUCCUCGCCCCACCUGGGCAGCAAGGACACGUCCUUCGGAACGCCGCCUGGCUAUGGCUGCGCCGCGGACCAGGCGGAGGAGCAGCGCCGACACCAGGACGGACUGCCCUACAUCGAUGACUCGCCCUCCUCCUCGCCCCACCUGGGCAGCAAGGGCAGGGGCAGCCGGGAUGCGCUGGCCUCGGGCACCCUGGAGUCCGCCAAAGCGACUGAGCCGGACCUGGAGAAGGGUUUGGAGAUGAGAAAGUGGGUCCUGUCCGGCAUCCUGGCGAGUGAGGAGACGUACCUCAGCCACCUGGAGGCGCUGCUGCUGCCCAUGAAGCCUCUGAAGGCAGCAGCCACCACCUCCCAGCCGGUGCUGACGAGCCAGCAGAUCGAGACCAUCUUCUUCAAAGUGCCUGAGCUCUACGAGAUCCACAAGGAGUUCUACGACGGGCUGUGCCCCCGCGUGCAGCAGUGGAGCCACCAGCAGCGCGUGGGCGACCUCUUCCAGAAGCUGGCCAGCCAGCUGGGCGUGUACCGGGCCUUUGUGGACAACUACAAAGUCGCCAUAGCAAUGGCCGAGAAGUGCUGCCAGGCCAACGCUCAGUUUGCAGAGAUCUCCGAGAACCUGAAAGCCAGAAGCAACAAGGAUGCCAAGGACCAGAUGACCAAGUACUCCCUGGAAAGUGAGUUCCCGUGCCCAGGCCUCUUCGUGCCCCUGAGGGGGCGGCCGCUGCGAGCAGACGGGGCAUUUGCUGGGGGAGCGAAGGUGGUGCCCGCCGGUCGCCCUCUGGACUCCCCGCAGUGGUGUCGGGAUGAGGACAGAGCAGCGGGGCCUGGCAGGGCGGGGAAGGAAGAGGGCAGGACAGCUUGCCACCAGCAGUCACAAACAGGAAAAAUGGUGGACGUGAGCAGAUACCCACAAACCAGGCGUUGCCUGGCGUUAAAAAUGUCAUGCUGGCCCCAGGAGCCCCAGGAGCCCCUGCUUUCAGACGACAAAACACGUUUGGGACAAAUGUCACCCACGCAGAACCCAGGCCCCGAGAGCCUCCUCUCUCUCUGGGGGAAAAGGUGGCAGCGAGGCCUGCAGAGCCCGUGGCCCUGGGUCCAGCCCAGCGUGUGUCUGCGGUGUGCCCACAGAGGGCGGGGCCCACAGAGGGCGGGGCCAAGGCUGCCUGACUCGCGUCCCCUCGCCCCGCUACAGGACUUGCUGAAGCACACGCCCCCCAGCCACCCCGACCACCCCCUGCUGCAGGACGCCCUGCGCAUCUCCCAGAACUUCCUGUCCAGCAUCAACGAGGAGAUCACGCCCCGCCGGCAGUCCAUGACCGUGAAGAAAGGCGAGCACAGGCAGCUGCUGAAGGACAGCUUCAUGGUGGAGCUGGUGGAGGGCGCCCGCAAGCUGCGCCACGUCUUCCUGUUCACCGACCUGCUCCUCUGCACCAAGCUCAAGAAGCAGAGCGGAGGCAAAACCCAGCAGUACGACUGCAAGUGGUACAUCCCGCUCACGGACCUCAGCUUCCAGACGGUGGACGAGUCCGAGGGAGCGCCCACCAUCCCCCUGGUGGUGGACGAGGAGCUGGACGCCAUGAAGAUCAAGAUCUCGCAGAUCAAGAGUGACAUCCAGAGAGAGAAGAGAGCCAACAAGGGCAGCAAGGCCAUCGAGAGGCUGAGGAAGAAGCUGUCGGAGCAGGAGUCCAUGCUGCUGCUCAUGUAAAAAGAACAUUUUGUGAAAACGUGUAUACACAUUUCUGCCGGGGAAGGGGUUAACCAAAAUAGGGAGAGCUACACGUUCCUGAUUUCCUCCGACUACGAGCGCGCCGAGUGGCGGGAGAACAUCCGGGAGCAGCAGAAGAAGUGUUUCAAAAGCUUCUCCCUGACAUCCGUGGAGCUGCAGAUGCUGACCAACUCGUGCGUCAAACUCCAGACGGUCCACUGCAUCCCCCUGACCAUCAACAAAGAAGACGAUGAGUCUCCCGGCCUCUACGGCUUCCUGAACGUCAUCGUCCACUCGGCCGCCGGCUUCAAGCAGAGCUCAAAUCUGUACUGCACCCUGGAGGUGGACUCCUUUGGGUAUUUUGUGAACAAAGCCAAGACGCGGGUCUACAGGGACACGGCCGAGCCCAACUGGAACGAGGAGUUUGAGAUCGAGCUGGAGGGCUCCCAGACCUUGAGGAUCCUGUGCUACGAGAAGUGUUACAACAAAACGAAGAUCGCGAAGGAGGACGGCGAGAGCACCGACAGGAUCAUGGGGAAGGGCCAGGUCCAGCUGGACCCCCAGGCCCUGCAGGACAGAGACUGGCAGCGGACCGUCAUCGCCAUGAACGGGAUCGAGGUGAAGCUCUCGGUGAAGUUCACCAGCAGGGAGUUCAGCCUGAAGAGGAUGCCGUCCCGGAAGCAGACGGGGGUCUUCGGGGUCAAGAUCGCCGUGGUCACCAAGUGCGUGUCCGGGGUGCCCUACAUCGUGCGCCAGUGCGUGGAGGAGAUCGAGCGCCGGGGCAUGGAGGAGGUGGGCAUCUACCGCGUGUCCGGCGUGGCCACGGACAUCCAGGCGCUGAAGGCGGCCUUCGACGUCAACAACAAGGACGUGUCCGUGAUGAUGAGCGAGAUGGACGUCAACGCCAUCGCGGGGACCCUGAAGCUCUACUUCCGCGAGCUGCCCGAGCCGCUCUUCACCGACGAGUUCUACCCCAACUUUGCCGAGGGCAUCGCUCUGUCAGACCCUGUGGCGAAGGAGAGCUGCAUGCUGAACCUGCUGCUGUCGCUCCCCGAGGCCAACCUGCUGACCUUCCUCUUCCUCCUGGACCACCUGAAGAGGGUAGCUGAGAAGGAGACGGUGAACAAGAUGUCCCUGCACAACCUCGCCACGGUCUUCGGCCCCACGCUGCUGCGGCCCUCGGAGAAGGAGAGCAAGCUCCCCGCCACCCCCGGCCAGCCCAUCUCCAUGACUGACAGCUGGUCCCUGGAGGUCAUGUCCCAGGUCCAGGUGCUGCUGUACUUCCUGCAGCUGGAGGCCAUCCCUGCUCCCGACAGCAAGCGACAGAGCGUCCUGUUCUCCACGGAAGUCUAACGGCCCGACUCCGUCUCCGA
Myotis davidii is the source of this 3314-nucleotide messenger RNA. RefSeq names its product breakpoint cluster region (gene BCR). Gene Ontology annotation, cellular component: membrane. Lineage: Eukaryota; Metazoa; Chordata; Mammalia; Chiroptera; Vespertilionidae. The transcript is spliced from 24 exons. Gene Ontology annotation, biological process: signal transduction; positive regulation of GTPase activity. The record is from RefSeq and is a predicted model, not a curated record. Gene Ontology annotation, molecular function: GTPase activator activity; guanyl-nucleotide exchange factor activity.